AUGGCGUCCGCUACACAGGUCCAAUCCUUCCGCGAAAUGCUCGGUGAACCGACCCUCACGGCGUCGCCGAAGGAUAGCACAUUGAUCAUUAUCGACGCGCAGAACGAAUACGCUCAGGGACAUCUGAAAACCGUCAAUGUCGAAUCGACUCGCAAGGCCAUUGCGUCGUUGCUCGAGAAGUACCGCGCGGCAGGUGACGGGAAGAACAUAGUUCACGUCGUCCACAAGGUUCCUGACGGAGCACCGAUCUUCACGCCCAACACCAUUCUGGCCGAAGAGUUCGACGAACUCAAGCCGCGGCCGGGGGAGAAGAUCGUCCAGAAGGAGCUGGUGUCGUCGUUCGCCAACACCGACCUCCACGACUACCUCACCGGCCUGGGCGACCGGGGCAGAAAGACCGUCCUGACGGGGUACAUGGCGCACGUGUGCGUGAGCACCACCGCCCGCGCCGGAGCCGACCUGGGCUACGAAGUCGUCCUGGCCGGCGACGCCAUCGGAGAUCGAGACAUUCCCGGGUUCACCGGUCCCGAAGUCACCGACGCGGUGUUGAAGGAGUUGGGAGACGCUUUUGGCACCGUCGUCCGCAGUGAGGAUGUCAAGUAG
Messenger RNA from Exophiala spinifera, 603 nucleotides. RefSeq lists its product as uncharacterized. The coding region runs from base 1 to 603 and encodes 200 amino acids. The transcript is spliced from 3 exons. NCBI's taxonomy places the organism in Eukaryota, Fungi, Ascomycota, Eurotiomycetes, Chaetothyriales, Herpotrichiellaceae. The record is from RefSeq and is a predicted model, not a curated record.